UGGCUGGCUGCUCCCCAGAUGUGCCUCCCAGGCAAGGAGGCUCUGUCUCAGCCAGUCAGGGGAAACCACCAAUUCUCCACUGUAGAGACUACUAUAGACCAGAUGUAACUAGCAUCUUCUUCCCUCUUCCUCAUAACUCCAAUCCCCAAUCCUCUGCCGUUGAACACAUCUUGGUGGCUAGGGAUAGAGAAGAUGCUGGGCAAAGGCUCCUGAGGACAGCUGAUCCCUUCUGAGGACUAACAGUCUUCCAGAAAUCAGGAUUUAUGAUCAGUGAUGAGAAGGGCCUUGCAAGCUCUGUUCAGUUCUGUCCUGUCUUCCCUCCCCUGCAGCACAUCCCCUGUGAACCUGCCUGUGGGGCAGAACCCAUGCCAGCAAGCUCCAGACAAGGACCCUACCCUCUGCCUUGGAGCCUGGCAGCAGGAGCCACACUGUCUGGCCCGAGAGAGACUCAGGCCUCCAGGAUGACCCAGAGUAGGCUUCUGAGGCAGCAGGCCCACAGCAGCAGGAGAGGAGGUGCUGGUGUGGCUCCCAAACCUGCUCAGCAGAUCCAGCCAACCAGGCUCAGGCUGGACACCCUGACAUGCCCCACCUCCUCCUGACCUCCACAUGGCCAGCCUCCUUUCAGCCCUGAGGUCAUGGAUACGCAUGCCAGCUGCUCCCAGAAAGGAUAAGAGUCCUUGAUGGGGGAGGCAGCACAGCAGGGAUCAUACCGCGGAUUUCUAAUGAAUCUAAAUCAAUUAACAGUUCUCUGCCUUCACUUCUCCAUUUGCAAGAUGGCUAUGAUGACUGUCAUCUAUCUGUUAAUGACGCACACACACAAAAAAAACAGCAGCUCCUGCCUCUGUGGCAGAAAUGACUGUGGAGAACAGUCCCAUAGAGGGGCAGCAUCACCUUGGGUGAUGUCCAAGGUAGCUUCUGAGGUGGAGCCAGUGCACAGGUAACCCAGCCAGUUCCCUUGCCUGAAGGAAGGGAUGGAGGCUGACAGGCGCCGGAGCUUUCCCAGCUGAGCAAUUGUGACUUGAGGACCAGGCAUCGGUGAGUCAGGAGUACCAGGAGCCUUCCCUUCUGAGCCCAUUGUCUGUCCAUGUUUCAGCCAAGCCCACGACAGUCACCAAGCCAUGGCUCUUUGCCAUCCUCUCAGACUCCAGGGUGAGACCAGCGUGGCAAUGCUAUAGCAGUCCAACCAUGUGACAGGCUUUUGUCUUUCCCCAGUUUCUUGAGUCACACCUAUGUCCUGAUAGAAUUUCUGGGCUACAGGUGGGUCUUCCUUCCACCUUGACCAACUCUGGAAACUCUGAGCUGCCUCAGCUUCUCAGACAGGGCACAGAGCUGUGUGCAGGGGACUUGUCAGGAAACAGUGCUCAGGGUUGGCAGGAGGACCCACUCAGGAGCAGGAGAAGCAGGGGUGGGUCAGCACUCAAGGACAGGAGGCUGAGGAGGAGGACAAGGCUCUCGGUUAUGGCAGCCUUGUGAUUGCCCAGGUGUGGGCAAGGAGGGGAGGCAUCCCCUUCUGCUUCCUAUCAGUCCGGGUUGUGUGUAGGGGUCCCAUUUUUGUCCCAACUUUAGGAAAGCCACAGUGGGUGGAAGAAUUCAGGGGCUGACUGAGAGGGAAGAAUGAGGGAGGGAGUAUAGUCUGAGAUCCAUCCUUGAAAUUACCCAUUUCCUAAAAAGAGGGAAAACAGGGAGUGUGUGUGUGUGUGUGUGUGUGUGUGUGUGGUGUAUACAUUGGGAGAACAGGGCAUAGAAUGUCAUUCUUGUACCUGUGUGUGUGUGUGUAUGUGUGUAUGUGCAUGUGUGCACACACACACACUCCUCCCUUUUCCUUUGGCUUGGUUUCCCUGUGAUGAUGGAGGCAAGCAGUGCCAGGUUAGUAUCCUACUAGGGAGGUUCAUGCUUCUCUGGGAGGCUGGACAGAGCCUGAUGAAGGGCUGGAACAGUUUGGGGGGCUCCUGACCCUUGGGCUGCUCCAGCUUCUCUCCCGGGAGCCAGCCCUGCCCUCUCCCUGAAACUCCAUCAGUACAGAGACAGAGCCCUAGCACCAGCCCCGCUUCAACUGAGUCAGAGCCCGCAGGGGACAGGCCUGCUCUCUCGGGCCUCACAGCUGUGGCCACUCUGCUUCCCAAGCACACAGAUUCAUCUUGACGUUUCUGUUAUUCACAGGUCUUACAAUGAUAGACUGAGAUUUGAACAGUGCGUCCACCCUUUCCCAUCCUCACACUUUCCCAUCUAUUGUGUCACUUUUAUCCGGAUGAUAGAAUAAGUGCUGCUGAUAUUUACUAAGGAAUGGAAGUACAGGAAGAUUUGCUUAUGGUCACAUAACUGCUUCUUAAUAACUGGGUGGCUGGUGUAAUUGGAUGUGUAUCAGCCAUGCCCUGGGAAUGUCCUGGCACUCUCAGUAUUAUCUCCCUGAACCCCAACAUUUUCUUCUCUUGUAGGAAUAGAUCCAGGCAGAGAUAUUCCUCUCUCCAUUCCCAGAACUCUUUGUUUUCAAAGAUUAACCUAUGGGCUUGGUAGGGGUUCUGUGAACAAGACAGGUAGUCCUAGCCCUCACGGAGUCAUGCUUCAGGGUCAAAUCCAGAGAGUGGUAGAAACCUUGGGUUGUCAUGUCUCCCCCUCACCCCCAAACAUCAAGGCCUAGAGCUGCUCCCAUGUUGGAAUGCAGGUCCAGAGCCCCAGCCAAGCAUCCCCCUCAUCAAUCUGCACAGCUCUGCCUCUCUUGUUGGGACGCUCCCAGCUGACCACUGGUAUAAACCACCCAAGUAUCAGAUAGUUAGGGCAGCAGGUGGUUGGAGCUAACUUUGACCUUGUAGUCAUUUUUAAUUAUUCCCUCUUUCCCACAAAUCUAUAGCCUGGAAGGUACUUAUGUUUCCAAAACAUGUUCUUAUACCCUGCCAAUAUACAAAGUAUUGGUCUCCUUGUGCAUCUGCCAAGGCCAUGGGCUUACACUAAGUACCCUCUUGGGCCUGCCCAGCUAGAUGUUCAGGGUGGUCUGCACCAACAAUUCAGGCAUCCUUCUCUCAGAUCCUCCCAGAGUCUUCAAGACCUGUGGGGCAGCCCCCUUGCAGCUAGUCUGAUGAUACCUGAGGUUUGAGGAGCUUGUGGCCCAGGAGAUGGAAGGCUACCUUCACUCCCACUGAUGAUGAAACUGGAUUACUCUAAGAAGCCAAGUCUGACUCAGCUGCUCCUGAGCAUCUUCUCUCCCAUGCCUGGGGGUCUUCCUGGAGCAGGUGACCUUGAUGGGGUCCUGGGGUAGGUGGAACACCAAGAAGGAGCCCAGAAGCAGGAAGAAGGCUGAGCUCAGUGUGCUGGGAGAUGUGGGAUUCUGGUUGCUUGUUUGUAUGGAGACUGGCUGGUGUGGACCCUGGGCCAGGGAGCUGGACACUUAGGGCAUUGCCCUGACAUGCCCAUCUUGCUCUUGGCCACUGGAAAGUGCUCAGAGUCUCAGUUUUCUCACUGGGGUGUGAUUCGUACUUAGCUGGAGCCGUUUCUGGGUUGCUGAAGAGAGGGCAGCUCUCGCUUUCCUGGCAUUUAGAGGACUCCAGCCACAGACCAGUGGGGAGAGUGACAUUUUGCUAGGACCUUGACCACAGGACAUUUAAACCUUCCUCAACCACCUAGAAAAUCCCCCAUCCACUAGAGCUGUGGCAGUACAGGUGGGCAAUGGGCAACGUGCAUAGGUGGGCAGAGCCUCAGUCCUUAAAAGCUAUGCGGCCUUGGGCAAAUCUCUUCUCUCCCUGGGCCUCAGUUUUCUCAAUGAGAUCCAGGGAUUCGAAUUAGAAGUGUUUAGCGUUAGUUUCCUUCUCUUAGGCAGCUCAGUGUGUCACAAGGCUGAGGCAGAGCAGAUCCCGCUGAGCACUUUCCCAGGGUGACCUCUAGCCAGGGAUGCCUAUGGGAGGGCUAGUCCACUACACGCAGUUUUGCUUAAAGGGCUCUCUACUCAUAAAUCUGCCCAGGUGCAUGACUGCUCACCUUCUUCUGAGCUCUAGUUGUCUGAGCUCAAGGACCCUGUUAUGUAGCAGCACAACUUGGAAAGAUUCUCAGGAAUACUUCUAUUGGUCACUUUAAGGAGAAAAACAGAAGAAGAAGACCCAAGCCAAAGGCAUGAAGGAAAUUUUUAUGGCAGGGCAAGGUGACAAGGUCCUGAGUGUUACCUACAGGAUUUUGCAGUGGCCUGGGGAUCACAUGGCACCCCAAGCUGGGAAUCAGAAGGAGAGGUAGGGGGCCAGUUUCACCUGCUUAGCUUUGCUAGGACUGAGUCUUGUAGGAACACCUGUGUACUACACAGAGCGGCUGCAUGUGCGAGCGGGGUUUCCUGGUGGCUCACAGCAGAGGUCAGCCACCUCUGUUCUCUUGAUUCUUGGGUUCCCAUAGGUCAGCUGCAGGUGAUCUCAUCUAAUAGCCCAAGGCUUGGGAGGCUGGAACCCCGGAUUUGCUCCCCACUGAAGCUCUUAAUUUUCCCCAGCAAAGCACAGUGCCUCAGGCCACAGGCCACACCCCCAGAAACCAGCUGGUUACCUUUGGCAUCAAACCAGGUGAGUUAGGCAGUGCGACUCAAGGAAGGAUCAUCCGACUCAAAGGACUGAAAAAAACUGAAUGCACGUUUUUAACUUGAUUUGGGGAAGUAUGGAAGAAAUAUUACAUUACGGAGAGUUUAAAGAAGAUGCCAUCUUCUCAUGCUUCAUGUCUCUGUUUUAAAUGCCAUUUUUUCCAGGGAGGCUUUCCUUAACUACCCUUUUAUUUAUUUAUUCUUUUAAUAUUUAUUUUUUAGUUAUUGGCGGACACAACAUCUUUGUAUGUGGUGCUGAGGAUCGAACCCGGGCCGCACGCAUGCCAGGCGAGCCCGCUACCACUUGAGCCACAUCCCCAGCCCAUACCCUUUUAAAUUGGACCCUUUGUGUUCCUAUUUUUUAACAAACACUUACCCGGUCUUUUCAUGUGCUAGGCACUAUUCUAAAUGUUGUGAGCAUUAACUCACUCAGUCCUCACAAGAGCUUUGUUAGGUCUUCUUACUGGCUCUAUUUUACAUCUGUAGGGGAGACUGAGGCACAGAGGGGUCAGGGAACUUUCCUAGGGUUGUACAGCUGUAAGUGGCAGAGCUGGAAUUGGAACCCAAGGAGUGUGGCUUCAGAAUCAACAGUAUACACAUCAUACCCUGCUGCCCCCAAUCACCUCUUUAGGUGCAUUUUGCUGGUCAUCUUUCUCCCAGAUGCUGAGCCUCUCACCCUGGUAUCCACCUUGCCCAGCAUAGCACCUGGCGCACAGGUGCUCAGUUCCUGUUUGUCAGGUGAAUGAAUGAAUUCAUGAGAAAGGGGGAAGCUUCCCACAACCUGACUACCUUGCAUGAUAAUUAUGAGAAUUUUGACAGAUUGCAGAAUUUCACACAUAGGUCGGGAACUGCUCUUCCAAGUCCUGUUGUCUUGUCAUUGUAAGACAGGAAAGCCCAGUUGUGCCAGCACACCUAGGGCAAGAGGUCAGCCAGGUGCCUCUCUCAGAGCCUGGCUCCUGGUUGGCCUCCUCAGGUCUCACUCUCUCCAUCUCCUCUUUGCUCGCUCCCUUGCUGUCUCUCCAGGUCUCCUUGUCACUGUCUGCCUGUCUCGUUCACUUGUCUUUGUUCAUGCCUUGCCUCUAGAUGCUCUCCGAAGCUGCUGAAGUUUGAGGACCUGCAAUAGCAAAUUUACUUUAUCAUCACUAUUGGGCAAUUUAAAAUAAACAUUAGCAUAGCUGGCAAAAGUGUAGGCAGGUGGUUACUCUGGAAUCCUAGAGAAGCAGGAUGAAGUUGAAUCAUCUUUUUCAUGUGGCUUCAGAGGCUGCUGGAAUCCUGGGUUCUGCCUGAUGCCUGUGGUGGUGCCGAAGAAUGGUGUAUUAGUAUGUUUUGUGUUACUAUAACAAAAUAUUGGAAGCUGGCUAGCUUUAUAAAGAAAACAGGUUUCUUUUUCUCAUAAUUUUGGAGGCUGAAAGUCCAAGAUCAGUGGCUUCCUUGGUGAGGGCCUAACAGCUAUGGCAUCUUAGCAGGAGAACAUUGGAGAAUAAGAGAUUAUAUCAUCAGACAAGAAGACAGAACCAGGAGGAGAACUAACCCAGGGGUCCCAGGAAAACUUCUUCAAUCCUCUCUGAGGGCAUUGUUCCCAGUGACCUCUCAUUAGGCCCAGCUCUACACCAUCACAUGGAGGACCAAGCUUCCAACACAAAAAUCCUUGGGGGAUAUACCACAUCCAAACUGUAGCAGGUGGUUCUGGGAUUUAGGUCCCCACCCAAAUUUCCAUUGGCCCCAAAUGCACAUACAUACAUAGCCAAAAAUAACUUGUUUGCCAUGAAAACACAACUUUAAGAUGAAUUCCUAGGCCUUACUUCCAUCCAUUGCCUGCCGGUCCCCUACAUACAAACUGUGCUACACACAAACUCGACAACUCAACGGGGUCCAUCCAGUCACCUCUGCUUUGCUAAUCGCUGUCACUCACGUCUUAAGUAACGAGUGGCAUUGUAGGGCUACCAGGUUCCCUCGUCCUCAUUGAUUACUACUUGUCCCAGACACGUGUUGACAGUUCAUCUACCCAUUGGAUGGCAAUCUGAAGCAGCUGGUGGCGGGGACUCAGGAGGCACGAUCCUUGUCUUAAGGAAUUUCAGACGGGAGCUAAAGAAAUAACUGGAUGGAAAGUUAAAUGGCAGUGCUGGGGUUAACGAAGCUGUGUUGGCAGCAACAGACCAUCAGUGAUGGCUUUGAUGUGUCAAAGGCACAUGGGACAAAUAUCUAGGACUAAGUCCAUGGACAGGGCUCCUGUGGUCUGGAGGUGAGCAGUAGAUGGCCAUCCAGCCAUCAAGGAUGGUGGGCAGAGGGUAUUCCAGGCAGAGGACCGGCAGAACUGGAUGCGUAGUCUGGGACUUUGUGAUGAAUGGGCUCAGCUGGCAGUUCUGACCAAUGUGCCCAGGCAGGCCAGGCAGUGAGUGUGUGACGCUGGAUGUCAAGGCUGCCACAAACUUCAAAACAGAAAGCCUGGAAAGACAAUGUAGCAUUUGGCCUUCAAACCAAUGUGGAGAAAGAAAUUACACUCGGCCAUUUCUAAGACACAUUCAGUCAGAUCAGGUAUGAGUGACCACCCUAGGCCUUGCUCCUGAGGCCAGGAGAGAAUCCCUAGGAUGGAGGAUGGAGAUGCAUCAUCUUCAGGUGCCGAGGUCCCCUUGGGAGGUGAAUCCAGGCCUAGCUGUGCUGGGCCAGUUGCAGAGCCCUUCCAGGCUGUGGUUCUCUGCUGAAAAGACUUGACCUUGGUUUCUCAGGAAGACAUGAGUGGUAGAAUAAGCUGUCCUGGGAACAAAUUCCUUGGGCCAGUCUCUCCCUCAGUCUCUUGAUCCUGUCAGGCCUUUGGCCACCAGUAGUAGUCCAGUGACAUGUGGGGCCUACUUCAAACAGCUGUCUAAUGCUGGGCUUAUCUGUCCUCUGUCCCACCAGAAAACAAUCCAUUCCAAAAAGAAUUUUCCAGGCUGGCCUGAACCCUGUUGUUCAAUUACAGUGUAACAUCCAGCAUAUAAUGAGCACUCAAUAAAUAUUUGGAGCUUCUUCCCCACCCUCCAAUCCUCUGUACCACAACUGCACCAUCUCUCCUCUGGGGCUCUGGAGGAGCCAUCCCCGUUAGUAUCCUCAUUCUGGGCCCCUCCACCUUCCUCCAUGCAUCUCCCUCCACCCUUUCCCCACCCCAGGUCUCCAGUACCCCACCUACUGGGACUCCCACCUUCCUGGCUGGUCCCCACUGUGGCUCUCUGGGAAGAGCUUAGAAGGGGAGAAAACCCAUGUGGACCCUGACUGGGGAGAAUUAGAACAGUGGAGUUCUCUGUCCAGACAGGCUGGCAGGGUAGAGAAAGCUGCUUGAAAUACAGUAUAAUUUAUCUGUGUAUGUAUAGGUACUGGUAUCUAAGUUUAUCUGUGAGUCACUGUUGCGUGUAUGUGCUGAUAUAUGUCACUUAAUGGAUUUUUUUCCCAUACUCUCUACUUUUGCCUCCACCAGCAUGCCUUGGGUUGUAUAGUCCCAGGGGCUGGGAAUCAGGUCUGUGAAGGGACCCUCAGAAGGUGAAUCCCAUCCCUCCCCAAUACCAGAGGAUUCAAGUGGAGGCAAGACAACAACUUGAACUCGUGGAGAGUGUUAUAGCAUCAUAUAAAAAGCAGAGGUUUCUUUAAUCGCACCGAAUCUGAACCUAGACUUGUAGCCUCAUGGUUACAAGUGACCACAGAUGGAUCAGGAUGCACCAGAUCCACAAGUCCUGAUGUCUUUAAAAGAAUCAUCCUGGGUACUAAGGCUCAUCUGAGGGUUGUGACAUCCACCUUGACUCUAGUGGAAGUCCAAUAGCCAGUCCCCUGUUGGCCUACAACUGGGCACCAUGAGGGCCUGUGUCCCCCUGACGGUGGCUGUGCUCUGUGGCCUGGCCUGGGCUGGAAACCUGGAAUCAUGUGCAUCUCGCUGUAAUGAGAAGUUUAACCGAGAUGCUACUUGCCAAUGUGACCGCCGGUGUUCCCGUCACGGGGACUGCUGUGAAGACUACGAACAUCUGUGUACUGCGGAGGAGGAGCCAGAGGAAUUCUUGGAGCUGGAAGAAGAGGCCCCGGAUAAUAGCUUGUACUCGGCACCCAGCUCCUGCCAGGGCCGCUGCCGCGAAGCCUUCGACAAGCACCACCCCUGCCACUGCAAUGACCGCUGCCAAGAGUUUGGGAACUGCUGCAAGGAUUUCGAGAGCCUGUGUGGCGACCACGAGGGCUUCUCCCACAGCAGUGAUGCCAUAACCAAAGAGGAGCUUCAGAGCAUCUCUGAGAAGAUCUACAAGGCAGACACCAACAAAGCCCAGAAGGAAGACAUCGUUCUCAACAGUCAAAACCGCAUCUCCCCUUCAGAGACGGGAGACCAAGUGGAUCGCUGCCCAGAGCCGCUCUUCACGUAUGUCAAUGAGCAGCUGUUCUCCAAGCCCACCUACGCAGCCUUCAUUAACCUGCUCAACAACUACCAGCGGGCGACGGGCCAUGGGGAGCACUUCAAUGCCCAGCAGCUGGCCGAACAGGGUGUCUUCCUCAGAGAGAUCAUGAAGACAGCAGUGAUGAAGGAGCUCUACAGCUUUCUCCAUCACCAGAACCGCUAUGUCUCUGAACAAGAAUUCGUUGACGACUUGAAGAAUAUGUGGUUUGGGCUCUAUUCAAGAGGCAAUGAGGAGGCGGACUCCAGUGGCUUUGAACAUGUCUUCUCAGGUGAAAUCAAAAAGGGCAAGGUCACUGGCUUCCAUAACUGGAUCCGCUUCUAUCUGCAGGAGAAGGAGGGCCUGGUUGACUAUUACAGCCAUAACUAUGAUGGACCUUGGGAUUCCUACCCUGAUGUGUUAGCGAUGCAGUUCAACUGGGACGGCUACUAUAAGGAAGUGGGCUCAGCUUUCAUUGGCAGCAGCCCUGAGUUUGAGUUUGCACUCUACUCCUUGUGCUUCAUUGCCCGGCCAGGCAAAGUGUGCCAGUUAAGCCUGGGUGGUUAUCCCUUGGCUAUCCAGACCUAUCCCUGGGACAAGAUUACCUAUGGAAAUGGCAAGAAGUACAUUGCCACAGCCUACGUGGUGUCUUCCACCCAUUAGAACAGAACUUUGAGCCAGAAAGGGCCAUGAGGGCAGGGAGGACUCUUGCAGGACUGAGGUGCUGUCUACUCUGGACUGGAAAAGGGAGGGAGGAGGCUCGGAGGAAAUCCCACAUCAGUGAAACAGAACCCCCAAACCAAAAAUGCCUAUACAGGAGGAAAGAAACAAAUUAGAAAAUGCAGAGAAGCAGUCAAACAUUUGUCAUCCAGUAUUUUAACAAUAUCGACUAAGAAACAAAGUCCAGGUGGAGGAGGUGGAGGGCCUUGAUGGUUCCUUGCUCUGAUGCGUGGUGGAACUGUGAGCAAGUCCUCUGGCCUCACAGUGCCUCCUGCUUCCCUCUAACAUAAUGGGAAGAGGUCUACCCCUUUUCCUGUUUUGGGGGUUGGCGAGAGGACAAACCUGAUGAUACAUUUACUGAGGUCUUUUCAAAUGUUCUUAGGAAGAACUGCUAAUAGAAAUAUAAGAUUACUAUAAUGGCUGUUAUUGUUUACAGCUCUGCAAACUGCAAUUUGGCUCUGUGUCAGGGGCUUCAAAGAAGUCAGGCCACAGAAACUAACCAGUGGGCCUUUAGUCUUUUGUACAGUAAGAUCCUUUUGGAACAGAGUCUGGGAGAACUCUGUCAUUGAACAGAGCUGGGUAAUGGUUGGGACAGCAAAUGGGCUGGGGCAGGGUGGCUUCCCCAGGCCUGAGUGUUUUGUGGUCAACUCAGUAUCUGUUUCCAGAAGCUUCCUGAUUAUAGAUGUUUAGUGCAUCUGCACUCUUAUGUUUUGAUCCCAAAUAGUUUUUUUUUUUUAAAUAGAAUUCCCAUAAGAGGAGGAAGAUUUAGCAUCAGAAAAAGAAAGGCAACUAUAACUUAUUCUCUAUUAAGGCUUAGCCAGCUGCAAUAUUUUGAAUCACUCUAGAUGGGAGACCAGGGAGACUGCUCCCUAUCUCCACCACAGUGGUGCUUUUCUCCCCUGGGCCUGCUUGGAGCCAGAUGGGGCUCCACAGAGUCAGUCCUGCUCCCUGACUUAGAGAGGUCAGGUCUCCAAUUAAAGUUAUUAAAAACAAAAAA
Molecule: messenger RNA, 10648 nt
Organism: Marmota monax (woodchuck)
Lineage: Eukaryota; Metazoa; Chordata; Mammalia; Rodentia; Sciuridae
Gene: Endou
Product: endonuclease, poly(U) specific
Exons: 11
Coding region: 8368-9594 (408 amino acids)
Biological process (GO): immune response
Molecular function (GO): scavenger receptor activity; polysaccharide binding; RNA endonuclease activity
Source: RefSeq, a predicted model, not a curated record